Molecule: messenger RNA, 1641 nt
Organism: Penicillium alfredii
Lineage: Eukaryota; Fungi; Ascomycota; Eurotiomycetes; Eurotiales; Aspergillaceae
Product: CAF1 family ribonuclease
Exons: 5
Biological process (GO): nuclear-transcribed mRNA poly(A) tail shortening
Cellular component (GO): cytoplasm
Molecular function (GO): RNA binding; poly(A)-specific ribonuclease activity
Source: RefSeq, a predicted model, not a curated record
AUGGAUAUCACUGCAUUGUCCUUCCCAGAAUACCUUCCUGGUAUUCUGAAUGAGUUGUCCUCUUGCUAUUUCGUGGCCCUUGACCUGGAGCUCUCGGGGAUCUUCCUGCCCCCUACGGGACAGGGUUCCAAGACCCAGAGUCUGCGUGAACGUUACGCAGAAACAAAGACUGCAGCUGAGAAGUACCAGGUUCUGCAGGUUGGGCUGACCAUCUGCCACGAGGAUGUGCAGAACGGAACAUAUACCCUCAAGCCAUACAACAUCAACCUGACACCCAACACCGACAAAGGACUGGGCAUCACCCGGGACUGGACUCUCAUGAGCCAGUGCGUGGAGUUCUUGCUGUCUCAUCAGUUCAGCCUGGACCAGGUGUGCAAGUUCGGCGUGCCCUAUCUCUCUCGGGAUGAGGAGGCCGACGCAAUUGCAAAGGCUGUGGAUAGCUACAAGCCUAACGCGCCGCCAUCGAAGCCCCUGGGCAUCAAAGAAACGGACCACGAAUCCCUCGAGUUCAUCCAAGGCGUACGGAAGUCCAUUGACAAAUGGCUGGCUCAGGGCAAAGAGUGUGUCGAUUUCCUCAAUAUCCCACCACCCAUCCGCUUCCAGGUUGGUGACCCGCUGCCAACAGCCCUGAACAACAUGCAAAAGUGGCUCAUCCACCAGGUGGUUCGGGCGGAAUACCCAACUCUCAUUUCGAGGAGCAAGCCGAGAUUUGUGCAGAUUGAGCAGGGAGACCCGGAGUGGCAACGGAGAAUCCAAGAGGAAAAGCUGAAGCAGAAGUGGGUCCUGAUCCAGAAGAACAUCGGGUUUCGGUGGGUUGCAGAAGCCCUGGUGGGAGGAGAUCUCACGGGCCUGGAGUCGGGUAUGUUCACGCCUCUCAUGCCGCAAUUGAUCAACCCGACGGUCACGAUGCAAGAAUUCUCGGAUGGCGUCAAAGAACGCCUCAAGGCGAACCCGCCGGUUUUAGUGGGCCACAACAUGUUCACCGACCUGGUCUACUUCUGCAGAUGCUUUCUGGGUCCGCUGCCAGACACGGUCGAAGAAUUCCAGGUCAUGGUGCGCCGUUUUUUCCCGGUCGUAAUCGACACCAAAUAUCUCGCCACUCAUGACUGUGGCUCCAUCAAUCCCGCUUCGUCCUUGGAAAAUCUCACCCAAGACUUGUCGAAUCUCCCUAGUCCUCAUAUCGCGAUCCAUCCUCGGCAUUGCAGGUAUAGCUUGCGCCAGGUUUGCCACGAGGCAGGGUAUGACAGCAUGCUCACUGCCACUGCUUUCAUCAAGCUUGCUGCUAAGCUUAAGCGAGAGAGCAAGGGGACAGGAAAGACUUCGGUAUUGAUACCGACUGGACCGAAGAGCAUGACAUCUAAGGCCACACGAUACCCCCAGGGACGUGGAGAUGCUCAGAAGAAAGCUCAAUUCAGCAAUUUCUUCGACGCUUUGUCUGGACUGCCAGGGGAAGUUCCAAGCGUUGGCUUUGGGGGAUUCUCCGCCGAGACAGCAGUGCAAGCCCCCAGUGGCACGAUUCCAUCUCCCAGAGGCGAGUUUUGGGACGUCUACAGGAACCGACUGCGCAUGUUCGGGACCAAUGAAAGGGUCCUGACACUCGGGGAAGAGCGGGAUGAGGCUAGAUGCCAGGGCGGGCAAGAG